CUCGGCGGCCGGCGACCCGCGUGCGGCCGGCCUCGGCCCUCACCGGCCCGGGUCGCCGCUGCCCUCUGCUCCUCUCCCCGCGCGGCCCCCGCGCCAGACGGCCCGCCCCCGGGGCGCGCUCGCAGACCGAGAUAUGAGGAUCAAUGAUGCAGACUGCUGGGUUCGAUGAAGCUGGGCAUUUAUAACUAGAUUCAUUAAGGAAUACAAAGAAAAUAUUUAAAGGGAUCAAUAAUGGUGUCUUCUGGUUGCAGAAUGCGAAGUCUGUGGUUUGUCAUUAUAAUCAGCUUCUUACCGAAUAUAGAAGGUUUCAGCAGAGCAGCUUUACCAUUCGGGCUAGUUAGGCGAGAAUUAUCCUGUGAAGGUUAUUCUAUAGAUCUGCGAUGUCCAGGCAGUGAUGUCAUCAUGAUUGAGAGCGCUAACUAUGGUCGGACGGAUGACAAGAUUUGCGAUGCUGACCCAUUUCAGAUGGAGAAUACAGACUGCUACCUCCCAGAUGCCUUCAAAAUUAUGACUCAAAGGUGCAACAAUCGAACACAGUGUAUAGUAGUUACUGGGUCAGAUGUAUUUCCUGAUCCCUGUCCUGGAACAUACAAAUAUCUUGAAGUCCAGUAUGAAUGUGUCCCUUACAUUUUUGUGUGCCCUGGGACCUUGAAAGCAAUUGUGGAUUCACCAUGUAUAUAUGAAGCUGAACAAAAGGCAGGUGCUUGGUGCAAGGACCCUCUUCAGGCUGCAGAUAAAAUUUAUUUCAUGCCCUGGACUCCCUAUCGUACUGAUACUUUAAUAGAAUAUGCUUCUUUAGAAGAUUUCCAAAAUAGUCGCCAAACAACGACAUAUAAACUUCCAAAUCGAGUAGAUGGUACUGGAUUUGUGGUAUAUGAUGGUGCUGUCUUCUUUAACAAAGAGAGAACCAGGAACAUUGUGAAAUUUGACUUGAGGACUAGAAUUAAGAGUGGAGAGGCCAUAAUUAACUAUGCCAACUAUCAUGAUACCUCACCAUAUAGAUGGGGAGGGAAGACUGAUAUCGACCUAGCAGUUGAUGAAAAUGGCUUAUGGGUCAUUUACGCCACUGAACAGAACAAUGGAAUGAUAGUUAUUAGCCAACUAAAUCCAUAUACUCUUCGAUUUGAAGCAACGUGGGAGACUGUGUAUGACAAACGUGCUGCAUCAAAUGCUUUUAUGAUCUGCGGAGUCCUCUAUGUGGUCAGGUCAGUUUAUCAAGACAAUGAGAGUGAAACAGGCAAGAAUGCAAUCGAUUACAUUUACAAUACCCGAUUAAACCGAGGAGAAUAUGUAGAUGUUCCCUUCCCCAACCAAUACCAGUAUAUUGCUGCAGUGGAUUACAAUCCUAGAGAUAACCAACUCUACGUGUGGAACAAUAACUUCAUUUUACGAUAUUCUCUGGAGUUUGGUCCACCUGAUCCUGCCCAAGUGCCUACCACAGCUGUGACAAUAACUUCUUCAGCUGAGCUGUUCAAAACCACAGUAUCAACCACAAGCACUACUUCACAGAAAGGCCCCAUGAGCACAACUGUAGCUGGAUCACAGGAAGGAAGCAAAGGGACAAAACCACCUCCAGCAGUUUCUACAACCAAAAUUCCUCCUGUAACAAAUAUUUUUCCCCUGCCAGAGAGAUUCUGCGAAGCAUUAGACGCGAGGGGGAUAAAGUGGCCUCAGACACAAAGGGGAAUGAUGGUUGAACGGCCAUGUCCCAAGGGAACAAGAGGAACUGCAUCCUAUCUCUGCAUGGUUUCCACUGGAACAUGGAACCCUAGGGGCCCUGAUCUUAGCAACUGUACCUCACACUGGGUAAAUCAGCUGGCUCAGAAGAUCAGAAGUGGAGAAAAUGCUGCUAGUCUUGCCAAUGAACUGGCUAAACAUACCAAAGGGCCGGUGUUUGCUGGGGAUGUGAGUUCUUCAGUGAGAUUGAUGGAGCAGUUGGUGGACAUUCUUGAUGCACAGCUGCAGGAACUGAAACCUAGUGAAAAGGAUUCCGCCGGACGGAGUUAUAACAAGCUCCAAAAACGAGAGAAGACAUGCAGGGCUUACCUUAAGGCAAUUGUGGACACAGUGGACAAUCUUCUGAGACCUGAAGCUUUGGAAUCCUGGAAACACAUGAAUUCUUCUGAGCAAGCUCAUACAGCAACAAUGUUACUUGAUACAUUGGAAGAAGGAGCUUUUGUCCUGGCUGACAAUCUUGUAGAACCAACGAGGGUCUCCAUGCCUACAGAAAAUAUCGUUCUGGAAGUUGCAGUACUCAGUACCGAAGGACAGGUUCAAGACUUUAAAUUUCCUCUGGGCAUCAAAGGCGCAGGCAGCUCAAUCCAGCUCUCUGCAAAUACUGUCAAACAGAACAGCAGGAAUGGGCUUGCAAAGUUGGUGUUCAUCAUUUACCGGAGUUUGGGACAGUUUCUUAGUACAGAAAAUGCAACCAUAAAACUGGGUGCUGACUUUAUUGGUCGGAAUAGCACGAUUGCAGUGAAUUCCCACGUCAUUUCCGUUUCACUCAAUAAAGAAUCCAGCCGAGUCUACUUGACAGAUCCUGUGCUUUUCACCCUGCCACACAUUGAUCCUGACAAUUAUUUCAAUGCAAACUGCUCCUUCUGGAACUACUCAGAAAGAACUAUGAUGGGAUAUUGGUCUACCCAGGGCUGCAAGCUGGUUGACACUAAUAAAACCCGUACAACGUGUGCAUGCAGCCACCUAACCAAUUUUGCAAUUCUCAUGGCCCACAGGGAAAUUGCAUACAAAGAUGGAGUUCACGAAUUACUCCUUACAGUCAUCACCUGGGUGGGAAUUGUCAUUUCCCUUGUUUGCCUGGCUAUAUGCAUCUUCACCUUCUGCUUUUUCCGUGGUCUGCAGAGUGACCGCAAUACUAUUCACAAGAACCUUUGUAUCAACCUUUUCAUUGCGGAAUUUAUUUUCCUAAUAGGCAUUGACAAGACGAAAUACAUGAUUGCUUGUCCAAUAUUUGCAGGACUUUUACACUUUUUCUUUUUGGCCGCUUUUGCUUGGAUGUGUCUAGAAGGUGUACAGCUCUACCUGAUGUUGGUUGAAGUGUUUGAAAGUGAAUAUUCAAGGAAGAAAUAUUAUUAUGUUGCUGGUUACUUGUUUCCUGCCACCGUGGUUGGGGUUUCAGCUGCUAUUGACUAUAAGAGCUAUGGAACAGAAAAAGCUUGCUGGCUUCAUGUUGAUAACUAUUUUAUAUGGAGUUUCAUUGGACCAGUUACCUUCAUUAUUCUGCUAAAUAUUAUCUUCCUGGUGAUCACAUUAUGCAAAAUGGUGAAGCACUCAAACACUUUGAAACCAGAUUCUAGCAGGUUGGAAAACAUUAAGUCUUGGGUGCUUGGCGCUUUUGCUCUCCUAUGUCUUCUUGGCCUAACCUGGUCAUUUGGGUUGCUUUUUAUUAAUGAGGAGACUAUUGUGAUGGCAUAUCUCUUCACCAUCUUUAAUGCUUUCCAGGGAGUGUUCAUUUUCAUCUUUCACUGUGCUCUCCAAAAGAAAGUACGAAAAGAAUAUGGCAAGUGCUUCAGACACUCCUAUUGCUGCGGCGGCCUCCCGACUGAGAGCCCCCACAGUUCAGUGAAGGCAUCAACCACCAGAACUAGUGCUCGGUAUUCCUCUGGCACACAGAGUCGAAUAAGAAGGAUGUGGAAUGACACUGUGAGAAAACAGUCUGAAUCUUCUUUUAUCUCAGGUGACAUCAAUAGCACUUCAACACUUAAUCAAGGAAUGACUGGCAAUUACCUACUAACAAACCCUCUUCUUCGACCCCACGGCACUAACAACCCCUAUAACACAUUGCUCGCUGAAACAGUUGUAUGUAAUGCCCCUUCAGCUCCUGUAUUUAACUCACCAGCAACCUACAGAGAGACAAGUAUGGGAGUCAAACUUAACUUUGCCUAUCAAAUGUAAAUUUUUUCAGCAUGAUUUUUAACCGGCACAAUUAAAACAUAACUAGCAGUCAUGAAGUAGACUCAGCGGGCAAGUGGUUCACAAUUUCCAACUAAACUGGUACCAAAUUCAAACAGUACAUCUGUCUGUACUGCCUUUUGUCAGUAAUAGAGGUCUGUAGCAAAUGCUGUCCAUACUUAAGUAUAUGCAAUGCUGAAAUAAUUUGCUCUUUAAAGCCUGAGGUGCUGUCAACCAGAAAGCUUAAUAAUUGACUUAUCAUUUCUGCAUUCCCACAGUAAUCUUGCUACAGGCUGUGGAAAGUCUUCAAGUGAAUUACCUGAACUUGGGCAGAAAAAGUUGCCUCUUCAAAACCAGUCAAAGAUGUGCUUAAAUCUGCAGUAUAUCAUAGAAAACACCUUUUGCAUUACCCAGUAUAUAUUUUUAUAUUUAUUAAGCAAUGGUAAAAGGAAAGAAAAAUGGCACGAUCGAACCUCGAUAGAGGAAACAAUUGCUAGAAAGUGAUCUGUGUGUCACCUAGAACUUAAACACCAAAUGUUUUCUAAAUAAAGAUGGUGGCACAUGCAUGAAUUAGGUAGCUAGACAGUUAUGUGAAUCAAACUAAAGGAAGCCUUACAGAUACUAUUAUAAUAACUUCAUUUUGUUAUAUGUGGAGCCUGGUAAAAAUGAAAUUGUCCGUUUUUCCAAUGUAGACGUUGGAUCAGAGUUUUUUAAAAUAAAACCAGUCACCAACACCUACUCACACACCUACUCAUUUUCUGCUAAUGAGAAGCUAUUGAACAGUUCCCACAUAUUUAUUGGUCAUGAAAUCGAGUUUUCUAGGAUAAUCUGCAGCUUUAAGAGUGGAGUCAGCACGAGAAAGGGAAAUUUCCUAUUUUUUCCAAGAAUGAAAUUUUUCCUCGACUCCUCCAAGCCUUGCAUACAAUGCAGCAGCCUCACAGUGGCCAGUGUCAUUCAGUAACAUCAUUUCAUUCUUUUUUUUUUCCAGACCUAUCUGUAAACAAGUGAUUUUUUUUUUUUCUCUAGGAUUUUGAGAAUGAAUAACCUAACUUACCAUGGUGCAGAUCAUUUAAUUUUCUCUAAAACUUUUUAUUUUCAUUUGCCUGAGAAGCACUGUGAUGUCUCAGUUUACAUGUUUAUGUGUCUGUAGAAAUAAAACUCUGAUUCCAAGAGAGCAUGUUACCAUCUUUUUUUUCCUUCUAAACCUCUUUUCAUAUCUUCAGCAGACUUAUCCAGUCUUUCAUUCCUUUAGAGAUAAAUAUAUAUUAGCCAAGGCUGACACCCUUUUCCCAUUCCAUAGUUAAUAUCUAUUAUUGGUUUGAUUUCUGUGACCCAUACUUAAGAAAUCUCUAACAUUUCUGCGUCUAACCUCCAUGCCCAUGGUGUCUGUGGGCCAGUCUCGUACAGUAGACUCUGCUGGUUCAUUCGGUGCUGUCACUGUGGCUGAUGCAACUGCAGGGCUGCAGGCAAACUUUGACCAUUAGGAGCCUGGGGCCGUUGCGAUUAGAGAGAGUAUUAGUACCAAAAGGAAACAAAAAAAUCAAAACGAUAACUAUUAAAUGAAAAAGCAAAAGGCUGCUAUUGCUGGUAAUCUAAUUUGUUGAACCCUUGCUCUGACUAAGUUGCUGAGAAGCUUAGAAAUUCUUCAUCAUGUUACAAUAAAUCAUUUUACUUUCUUUUAUAUAUCAGCUACUCUUAGGCCAGAUAGCCUGAGCAGACAGACAUGAUGUGAGUUGUCCAAAGUGAGUCAUUCCACCUGCUGUCUUUCGUGUUGUCGGAUGGUGCUUGUGGGCCCUUGGUCCCGUCAGUGUGAGAGAUGGCUGUCUUCGUUGAACAUGAUUCUUUGUAUCUGUCCAUUUUUUUCAUUCUUUUUUUUACUCCAUCUCCAGAAAAAGGAAAUGUUAGAAUGUUGUUUAAAAAGUUGCUUGCCAGUUAUGUGGGUUUAUGUUGUACAUUUGCCUUCGGUUUUUGUAUGUGACUUAUUCCUUUUUUAAUUUAGUGUUGUUUAGGACAAAUUCUGUUAAUUUUAUUUUUAUAAACCAUAGUCUCGUACUUUAAAAUGUAAAUGUCACUAAUGAAUUGCUUUGCAUUAACUAUGCAAGGGCAUGGAGUGAAGUCUUCCUUGUAAGAGUGUCAGAGAUUUGACCAAAAAUCAAUUGAUAACUACCGUCUCCCCGAAAUUGAUCAAAUAAUAUUCUGUAUGCCAUCUUCCCUCCCUGGAAAACAGUAUUAUUCUUUCACACUUCUUCCUAUUAUCUAAGGGGUUGCAACUGUUUACCGUUGGGAAUGCGGGAAAGCCUGGCACUGUUCAGGUGUUAGCUUUCAAAUACAACUUUGUCCUGAACGACAUUAAAAAGUUUUGUACAAAAGAAGUAAAGAUGCUUUGGGAAGGAACAGCGGCAGUAACGGAAACCCCCCCC
This is a messenger RNA of Mustela lutreola (European mink), 6329 nucleotides long. It is a transcript of the gene ADGRL2, whose product is annotated as adhesion G protein-coupled receptor L2. Gene Ontology annotation, molecular function: carbohydrate binding; G protein-coupled receptor activity. NCBI's taxonomy places the organism in Eukaryota, Metazoa, Chordata, Mammalia, Carnivora, Mustelidae. Gene Ontology annotation, cellular component: neuron projection; membrane. The coding region runs from base 232 to 3912 and encodes 1226 amino acids. The transcript is spliced from 22 exons. The record is from RefSeq and is a predicted model, not a curated record. Gene Ontology annotation, biological process: cell surface receptor signaling pathway; adenylate cyclase-activating G protein-coupled receptor signaling pathway; brain development.